Molecule: messenger RNA, 2714 nt
Organism: Synchiropus splendidus (mandarinfish)
Lineage: Eukaryota; Metazoa; Chordata; Actinopteri; Syngnathiformes; Callionymidae
Gene: hadhab
Product: hydroxyacyl-CoA dehydrogenase trifunctional multienzyme complex subunit alpha b
Exons: 20
Coding region: 100-2391 (763 amino acids)
Biological process (GO): fatty acid beta-oxidation
Cellular component (GO): mitochondrial fatty acid beta-oxidation multienzyme complex; mitochondrion
Molecular function (GO): NAD+ binding; enoyl-CoA hydratase activity; long-chain (3S)-3-hydroxyacyl-CoA dehydrogenase (NAD+) activity
Source: RefSeq, a predicted model, not a curated record
CAGCAGCGAAUUGUGCACGCAGAAGAAAGCGGUACGAGCUCGCAAUUAGCCACCUAGCAGGCUUCACGCCGCCGCCGCAGACUGACCUCCGCUCCCAAGAUGUCUGGUGUUCGAGCCCUUGGCGUCCUCUCCAAGUUCACAUUAAGAAGAUAUGCUGCAACACUCGGAACUGCUCAUCGCACCUUCUCCGUAGCCUCCACCAUGCUUGCCAGAACACAUGUGAACUAUGAAGUCAAAGGAGACGUGGCUGUUAUUCGAAUGAAUGCGCCUGAUUCCAAGGUGAACACACUGUCGAUCCAGAUGCAAAGGGAGAUGACAGAAGUGAUGGAGGAGGUUUGGGGCAACAGUGCUGUCCAGAGUGCUGUCCUCAUCUCCUCCAAGCCUGGAUGUUUCAUUGCAGGGGCUGACAUCAACAUGAUUCAAGCCUGCACUAGCACAGAGGAGGUCACCAAACUGUCUCAGGAAGGGCAGAAGAUGUUUGAGAAGAUUGAAAAAUCUCCAAAGCCCAUUGUCGCGGCCAUCAACGGCUCCUGCCUCGGAGGCGGCCUGGAGUUCGCCAUCGCAUGCCAGUACAGAGUAGCAACCAAAAGCAAGAAGACUGUACUCGGCACUCCAGAAGUCAUGCUCGGUCUCUUGCCUGGAGCUGGCGGAACACAGCGACUCCCCAAAAUGGUCGGGCUUCCUAAUGCCUUUGACAUGAUGCUGACUGGACGAAACAUCAGAGCCGACAAAGCCAAGAAAAUGGGCCUCAUUGACCAGCUGGUCGACCCUCUUGGGCCGGGGCUGAAGAGUCCAGAGGAACGAACGAUCGAUUACCUGGAGGAAGUGGCCGUCCAGUGUGCCAGAGGAAUCGCCAGCAAGAAGAUCCAACUUGCCAAACCCAAAGGAACCAUGCAGAAAAUACAAGAUUAUAUCAUGGGAUUUGAGUUGGUGCGGAAUCAAAUCUACAAAACUGUCAAAGGGAAAGUGAUGAAGCAGAGCAAAGGGCUUUAUCCAGCCCCCCUGAAGAUCAUCGAUUGUGUGAAGGCCGGAGUGGAGCAGGGGUCUGCUGCUGGAUACUUGGCGGAGUCCCAAAAUUUUGGCCAGCUGGCAAAGACCUCAGAAUCCGCUGCUCUCAUCGGACUCUAUCAUGGUCAAGUGGCAUGCAAGAAGAACCGCUUCGGAACUCCUCAAAAAGACGUGAAGACUCUGGCCAUCUUGGGAGCAGGGCUGAUGGGAGCCGGCAUUGCUCAGGUAACGGUGGACAAAGGUGUACGCACCAUCCUGAAGGACACCACGGUGUCUGGGCUGGCUCGAGGAGAGCAGCAGGUUUACAAAGGACUCAACGACAAGACCAAGAAGAAGAGCAUCACGUCUUUCCAGAGGGACUCCAUUCUCUCCAAUCUGACCGGUCAGCUGGAUUACAGCGGCUUCGACAAGGCAGACAUGGUCAUUGAAGCCGUGUUUGAAGACAUCAACAUCAAGCACGCCGUCCUGAAGGAAGUGGAGGCUGUGGUGCCGCCGCAUUGCAUAUUUGCCAGCAACACCUCAGCUCUGCCCAUCAAGAAAAUCGCCGCUGCGAGCAAACGACCUGACAAGGUGAUCGGAAUGCACUACUUCUCCCCUGUGGACAAGAUGCAGCUGCUGGAGAUCAUCACGACCGAGCAGACGUCCAAAGACACCACGGCCUCAGCUGUGGCAGUCGGCCUGAAGCAAGGCAAAGUCAUCAUCGUUGUUGGAGAUGGACCUGGGUUCUACACCACCAGAUGUCUGGCGCCCAUGUUAGCCGAGGCCGUUCGAGUCUUUCAGGAAGGUGCCGACCCCAAGAAGUUGGACUCCCUCACCACGAGUUUCGGAUUCCCCGUGGGAGCCGCCACGUUGAUCGACGAGGUCGGCAUCGACGUCGCCGCCCACGUGGCCGAAGAUCUCGGCAAAGCUUUUGGCUCCAGGUUCGGCGGCGGAAACGUCGAAGUCCUCAAGACCAUGGUGGACAUGGGGAUUAAAGGUCGCAAGUCUGGAAAGGGCUGCUACAUCUACCAGCCAGGGCUCAAGUCCAAGGAAGUCAACUCCGAAAUCGGAGACAUCCUGGAGAAGUACAAGAUGGCGCCGAAUCCUUCUGUUUCCUCGGACUCCGACGUGCAGUACAGACUCAUCUCACGAUUUGUCAAUGAGGCGGUGUUGUGCCUGCAGGAGGGGAUCCUAGCCAAUCCGUUGGAAGGAGACAUCGGAGCAGUGUUCGGCCUGGGCUUCCCACCGUGCCUUGGAGGUCCAUUCCGGUUUGUGGACACGUUUGGCGCCGACAACUUGGUAGCGAAGAUGAGGCGGUUUGAAGCCGUGUAUGGAAAUCACUUCACACCAUGCCAACUUCUCCUGGACCACGCCAGCGAUCCAAGCAAGAAGUUCCACAAGUGACCCACUGACCGCCUGUGCCAGUAGAACUCCAGUCUUGGGCUAGAAUGUGCCUGGUGUGUCGCAGCGAAGAGAUUAGAAACGUCCGCAGAAAGCGCUGCUUUUUUUUGUACUUUACCAAGGAAGCUCACUAAUGUGCUUGUGUAGCUGGAAGACGGAGGGUUCUAAUGUUAAAUAUUCACACAUUAAGAAUGUUGAGACGAUUGUGCGGCAAAAAUUAAAGAUGUUUGUUGUCCGAAUCUGCUUUCUUUGGACCCGUCAACACUUGGGGUGUGUGCAAACCCUGGUACCAGAUCCAGUUUGGAAGUUGUGAAUAAAUCAGUCAU